Equus caballus (horse) is the source of this 3126-nucleotide messenger RNA. RefSeq names its product orphan sodium- and chloride-dependent neurotransmitter transporter NTT5. Lineage: Eukaryota; Metazoa; Chordata; Mammalia; Perissodactyla; Equidae. The record is from RefSeq and is a predicted model, not a curated record. Gene Ontology annotation, cellular component: plasma membrane. Gene Ontology annotation, biological process: sodium ion transmembrane transport.
AUUCAGGUGCUAGAUUAGUAGACUUGCUUUUUCCAAAGACUGGUCGUUAGCCAAGAGAAACUCAGGAAAUGGUGGUUCAACAAAGAUGGAAAGGAUGUUAAUACGCUUGCUAAUGAGACAUGGUAACCUUAUCAUGGAUCUAAUACUUAUUUUUAAAAAGAGGUUCCAGGACUGUUGUGGACUAAGUGUAUCUGUGAGUGGACACACAACCAGUUUGAGGAAUUACGGAAUAGUGUUGCUGAGCCCGCCAGUCCCGUAUCUGCUUGGUAAGCGGCAUCGCAGGUUGUAUCACAGAGCUAAAUCAGGUGAUUGGGCAAGUGAGUGAUAACUGAGUAGGUCUCUCAGAACUUGUGGGAGGGGUAACUCCACAACUGAGCUGAAGUACUUCCCCAAAGGAGAUGGGGGUCAGUCAGCGACUGGGGAUGGGGGCUGUGGGUAGAGGUGGUUGGGAUUCUCGAAGAUCCAGGGAAUGAGUUUUCCUUAAAUGCUCAGAGAUCCCAGGAUUUCGGAUUGCUGAGGGCCCACAAGGAGGCUGCCCCUGAGUAAGUUUCUGUGACAAAAGAAGAAAAAGCAGACAUCCCCAACCAUUGGCAGGUGGGUGGGUCUGGUGAAUCAAGAGCAGAGAUCCUAGACGUCUCCGGACCUCUGAAGUUUCACGCUCCUCAAGCUGGAGAUGGACAGCUGGAGAGGAUGUGAACCUCCCUCAUCACCCAUUGGCUCCUGCACCUCGUAGCCCCGCCCCCACAGCGCCUUCCAUCUCCCCUACCCCCACGCCACGCCCACAAUCCAAACGACCUGUCUGCGUGAAGACCUGCGCUGCUGAGUCGGAUAAGCUUUGCAGUGCCAUCUUUGUUGUAAAUCAGGAUCCGUAUAUGUGUCAACAAGGAAGGAGGCCCCAUCCCUGCGGAAGCAGGAACUAGCGUCUACCCAGGAUGACGACUGUUAGUGAGAGCAUGGAUGAGAAGCUCCAGCUGUCUCAAACUUCGGAUUCCAAAUCCUUGAUUGAUACUACCUCACCUUCCCAGAGCGUAAAGUCCGACUUGUUGCCUACUGAGGAAUUGACCGGGGAGGGACAGAAGUUUGACACUCUGUCAUCAUACAUUUGGUCUGAUGAAGAUAAUUUUGAAACAUUGGAGCCCACAGACCAAGAUAAGCCAAAGGAUGAAGCCCCCACUGACUGCGCAUCCUGGGCCAAUAAAACUGAGUACCUCCUGGCCCAGGUGGGCUUCUCUGUGGGGCUGGGCACCAUCUGGCACUUUCCUUAUCUGUGUUUUCACAACGGAGGUGGCAGUUUUGUCAUCAUCUAUAUCCUCAUGCUGUUCUUGGUCGGGAUUCCUCUUCUCUUCCUGGAGAUGGCAGCUGGUCAGAGGUUGCGUCGGGGCAGCAUUAAUGUAUGGAAGCUCAUCAGCCCCUGGAUUGGUGGUGUGGGGUAUACCAGCUUCCUGGUGUGCAUCAUUAUGGGCUUGUACUACAGUGUGCUCAUGGCCUGGAGUCUCUUCUAUUUGGUUCAGUCUUUCCAGUCUCCACUACCUUGGUCAUUUUGCCCCUUACUGAACAGCUCCGUUGGUCUUGAUCCUGAAUGUUCACGGACAACAUCCACCACGUACUUCUGGUACCGGAAGGUAUUGGAGGCCACAGAUGAAAUCGAGAUCGGUGGGCUACCGGUCCUGCAUCUCACCAUCUCUCUCUUUGUGACCUGGUUAAUUAUCUGCAUCUCCAUGGUCAAAGGGCCCAAGUCUAUUGGGAAGAUGCUGUAUGUCUCAGUACUCCUUCCCUACAUCAUCCUUUUCUGUCUCGUUAUCCGGAGUCUCACGCUGAAAGGUGCAGAUUUUGGUCUCAAGAGUUUGUUGGCUGCCAAGGUGUCAGCCUUGUACUCUUUGGAAGUGUGGCGCCGGACAGGGAACCAAGUCUUUUUGUCCAGGGGCUCCGGCUUUGGCAGCUUCACCGCAAUCAGCUCGUACAUCCCUCGGUCCAACAACUGUGUCAUUGACGCCUUUGUUGUGGCUCUUCUCAACUUGACCUCCUCAUUGACAGCUACGGUGUUUGUAUUUGCCUUAAUGGGCCACUUGGCUACAGAGAACAGCGAAAAAUGUUACCUGCAGAAUGCUGAAACAGUGAUGAAACUGGUAGCUACUGGGAUGAUCUCUCCUGAGGACCAGCCCCCAGCUAGUCUGUAUCAUGAUCCAAGCUCCAUCUACUCCAGGUGGUUCAGCAGCCUCCCCAAGCAAGUCAAAAGUGUGGUCCUACCUCAUUUGUCUGAGUGCAACUUACCUGAGAAAUUAAAGGAGGUUAUGGUGGGUCCGGGUGUGGCCAUCGUGGCAUUUACUGACAUCAUCUCCGUGUUUUCUGGAUCCACCUUCUGGGCCAUUAUUGUUUUCUUGUUGCUGGCAAACCUGGGGCUGGGCACCAUGACAGGGAUCUUGCAGGGCCUCGUUACCCAUCUCCAGGACACCUUCUCUUCCCUCAGGAAACAAACAAAGCUGCUCACAGUGGGUGUCUGUGUGCCUAUGUUCCUGGGCAGCCUCAUUUUCGUAAGGCCCUCAGGCAUCUACUACCUGAACCUGCUGGAUGAUUACUGGGCAUCUCUGCCCCUCUUCUUCAUUGUCAUCUUGGAGAACGUGGCCGUGGCCUGGAUCUAUGGGGCCAGGAGGUUUCUUUCAGACCUGAGUAUCAUGCUGGGCCACCCCAUCUCCCCCAUUUAUCGUUGGCUAUGGUGCUUUCUGUCUCCACUUGUGCUCCUGGUCCUGUUUCUGAGUGCCCUGUUUCAUCUGUAUACGAAGACCAUCACCUACUUGGCCUGGGACUCAAGCAUUUCAAAUGAGGUGCACCGAACUUAUCCAUCAUGGGCCAAAGUCUUGCUUGUAGUCCUCAUCGUUGUUACCAUCUUGCCCAUCCCUGCCUACUUCUUGUACACCCUCCUUCAGGUGACUCUCUCAGUCUCCAUGAUCCACAGUAGGGCCACAAUAAUCUUCAAACCUGAAGCUAAAGGGAACUUCCCGAAGCCCCAUCCACGGCUCCAGGGGAGGCAAAGUCAAAAGAAGAUUAGUAAAGUGGAUACAUAACCAGGGAAAAAACUUUCUACCACAUGAGUUAUUCCUCUUGGAAAUAAAGACUUGGUUCACUGGA